Medicago truncatula (barrel medic) is the source of this 1842-nucleotide messenger RNA. RefSeq lists its product as uncharacterized. NCBI's taxonomy places the organism in Eukaryota, Viridiplantae, Streptophyta, Magnoliopsida, Fabales, Fabaceae. The record is from RefSeq and is a predicted model, not a curated record. The coding region runs from base 1 to 1842 and encodes 613 amino acids. The transcript has a single exon.
AUGAGUUUCACAAUCCAAGUUAUCCUCACGGUUUACGGCAGCCGUAGAAAGGAUAUCCCAGGUAUGGGGAUAAGGCUCACAGUUUGGUUUACCUAUUUACUCUCGGCUUCACUUGCGAAAAUCAUCAUAGGAAAACUCACUAUAAUACCUGAAAGUGAUCCAGAUGAGCGAAACAUUAGACGUGAACUCAAGGCAUUGUUUGCACCGUUACUUCUCGUUCAAAUUGGAAAUCCGGAUGCCAUAACUGCAUACUCAAUUGAAGACAAUAGACUCGGAUUAAGGCAACUGCUUACCCUUGUUUUACAAGUAGCUGUUGUGAUUUGGAUCAUUGUGAGGAGCUGGACACAUUCUCAUCUCUCUUAUCUUUACCUUCCAUUACUCGUCUCCGGCUUAAUUAAGUAUGGAGAAGUUGUGUGGACUCUCAAGUCAGCUCUUACUAAAACAUCUGGUAUAAUAACCGUUCAAGAGAUCGAUGAUCAAGAAGCAAACAUGCCUGCUUUAUUCAGAUUCCUUCCAGAUGAUAUUCCGAAUAUUGAAUUGAUCUUGAAGGCUUAUUACCGCUUUAUCUCCUUGAAGCCUCAUCGCGAAAACUGGCUAUAUCAGCCUCUGUAUGAUUCUCUACCAUGGAUGUCAAUCGAUGAGUAUUCGCCGGAGGAUAUCUUCCACAUCACAGAUGCAGAACUCAGCUUCAUGUAUGAUGUGUUAUACACGAAAGCGCCUAUAAUCUACACCAAAGCAGGUUGUAUUCUUCGUGUUGUGAGUUUCUCGCAUUUAGUUAUGACUCUAUGUGGAUUUUCAAUCUUAUUCAGAGAAGACUUUUCACGCCAUUGGAAAGCCUGUUUUAUAGUUGGUAUGUUAGGGGGAGCUGUUCUUUUGGAGGCAUACCAGAUUGCGCAAUUACCUUUCUCAGAUUGGGCGAUUGUUCAAAUGAUCAAGCACCAACAUCGUCCAUUUAUGAUUCCAUGCCUACGGAUUCUAGGACCUAGGGCAACCAAUUGGAAAAGGUGGUCAAAUACGUUGGCACAGUUUAACUUGAUGAGCUUUUGCAUCCAUCAUGACAUCCCAUUGAAGUGUGGAAGAAUUCUCAAGUUCCGAGGAAUCGACAUGAUGUUGAAGAAGAACAAGAAUAGGAAGCGUGUACCAUUUCCGAAGGAAUUGAAAGUUCUAAUGGUUGAAGAAAUGAAAGAUAUCGAUAGAGACAGAGGACUAAAGCCAUUCAACCAUAGGGGAGACUGGUCACUUGGAAGGUAUGAUUGUCUCAAUGAUUUGAAAUGGAGUGUUAAAAGAGAUUUUGACAAGAGCAUCACCAUAUGGCACAUUGCAACUGAUAUAUGUUAUUAUUCUGAUUCGGAAACUAAUGCACAAUAUUGCACCAAAAUCCAAAUGGCCAAAUCAUUGUCAGAUUAUAUGAUGUACCUUCUCGCGUUGCGUCCUCAUAUGCUUUCCAUGACAACAACCGGUAUAAUCUUUCGACACGCCUGCGACAAACUCAAAUCCUUGUUGCUACAACAAGAAGAAUCUGUGAAAGAUGAAAAAGAAGCUUGUAGGAUUUUGAGAAUGGAAAGACUUCCACAUUACUCGAAUUCUGAGAGGAAAUCAGAAACUGUUGUCACAUCAAAAUGGCACAUACUAAGGGAUGCUCAAAGACUGGCUAGGAAUUUAAUGGUUAGGGAAAACAGAUGGGAAAUCAUAUGUAGUGUGUGGGUGGAGAUGUUGUGUUAUGCUGCAGCCAAUUGCAAUGUAGAUUAUCAUUCAGAACAAAUAAGAAGAGGUGGAGGUUUGAUAACUCAUGUUUGGAUUUUGUUAGCUCACAAGACAGAUAAAUAUCACAUUAGUGACUAA